Caenorhabditis elegans is the source of this 2434-nucleotide messenger RNA. RefSeq names its product Coiled-coil and C2 domain-containing protein 1-like (gene ccct-1). Gene Ontology annotation, biological process: negative regulation of transcription by RNA polymerase II. Lineage: Eukaryota; Metazoa; Nematoda; Chromadorea; Rhabditida; Rhabditidae. The coding region runs from base 5 to 2350 and encodes 781 amino acids. Gene Ontology annotation, molecular function: DNA-binding transcription repressor activity, RNA polymerase II-specific. The record is from RefSeq and is marked reviewed. The transcript has 11 exons.
CCAGAUGAAUUUCAAUGAUAUUGAUAAUCAAAUGUACGGGAAUUUGGAGGAGGACGCUGAGUUGCUCGCCGAGCUUGCCGCAAUACAAGAAGAGGAGAUGGGUCGUGUUAGCCGACCGGCAGCUCCAGCUCGCGGAGCCCCACCAGCCGCCCGAGGCCGCCCAGCACCUGCCGCCCCCGCAAAUGUCCCAGGAUUGGACCCCCGUCUACUGGCAGCCGCCUUGGCAGAUAAUCAUGGAGAUGGAGGAGAUGAAGAGCUUGAAAUGGAUGAAGAUUUGCUCAAUGAGCUCAAUGGAUUGGUUGGUGGUGGUGGUGGUGGUGGAGCAGCACCUACAGUACCCACAAGAGCUGCUCCGAGAGCUCCAGGACCUUCAGGACCACCGCCAUCGGCUUCGGCGCCAAAUUCUCAGCUUGGACACCUGAAACAGCUUCAUGUGUACUAUAUGAAAGCUCAUAAGUCUGCAGAGCAAGCUGGUGAAGGGCCAAAAGCUAGAAGAUACAAACGAGCUGUUGACAAGCUCGUGGAGCUCAUUCGAGCUGUCGAACGUGGCAAGACCAUUGACGAAUCGGAAAUUCCUGUUGCUCCACCAAAUUUCUCUUCGGCGGCGGCGGAACCCCUUCCACCACCGGCUCCGACUGCCCAGCCGGCUCAUCAUCCACCGGCACCGCCGAUUCGGCAGGCGGCCCACGCUGCGGAGUCAUCACCACCGCCAAUUCCACAGCGAAAAUCGUCGGCUCCAGCUCCGACAGCAGCUGCUCCUCCAGCCACAAAAGAGCCCACGGACCCGAAAAAAGCUGCAAUCUACCGUAUCCUUCACCAUCGACGUGAUCUACACAAGCAGAAUGCGCGCGCGGCGAUUGCUGACAAGGAUAAAGAAUCUGCAAAGGAAUCUGUAGAAAUGGCGAAGGCUUUUGAUCAGGCAAUCGCCGCACUCAAUGAAUGCUCAGCCGAUGAAAUGGAUAUGAAUGACGUACCACCGUCUCCGCCCCCAUAUCGAAAACCGGCUCCGCCCCAACCACAAGCUCCGCCUACUUCUGCUGGUCCAUUGGGAUUCAUUGAAGAACUGCAACAACGGCAACAAAGAUUCCAGAAAAUGGCGGAAAAGGCAAAAACUGAGGGAAAUGAACGGAAAAUGAAGAUGAAUAUGCGACUUGCCGGCCAAUUUGACGAGGCGAUUAAGGAGGCGAAACGGGGAAAACUGGUGAAUGUUGGAGAGUUGCCCAGUCUGCCUGAUAUGGGACCACUUCCACCGCAAACGGCUCCGGGCCAAGCCGCCCCCAAACUUCAUCAACGUCCGCCCCCGCAAGAAGUUGGCCCACUGGCACCCAGUGGUGUGGAGGGAAAGAGUAGAAAUCAGGGACAAUUGGAGUUUUUGUUGGAACGACAGGCCCAGUUCAAGCAAGCUGCUAUUCAUGCAAAAUCGCGUGGAGACGUCGAAGCGGCCAAAAAGUAUCUAGUGGAAAUGAAAGGAUUCGAUAAAAUGAUUCAGGCCGCCCAAGCGGGCCUUCCAGUCAGUAUUAAGGCCACGCCAAUCCCACCACAGGCCCAGACGGCCUCAACAACUCUUCAGCCCCGUAUUCAGUCGGCUGCUGCUUCAUCGAGCACUGGAGUUGAGAAUCGUGGAGAGAAAUUGUCACUUUUGGAGAAAACUUUGAUAGAACAAGUUCGAUCGGCUGAAACGAAUCAAAUGCGUUUCACGCGUCUCGGUGAUGUUGGAAAAGUUCGAUUGUUUGAAGGAUGGGGAAAAGUUGCAAAACAAGACCUGCUUUUAGUCCGUGAAGUCGCAAAACGGGGUCUUCAAGUACCCAAAUUUCAUUACGAAAUGCGUCAGAUUCCAUCAGCUGACCUAUUUCCUGAUUUGGCUGAUGACGUCAUCGAGUUGACGAUUGUUUCGUGCAGAGACGUGCCCCUUCCAUCAGGAUAUGAAACUCAUCAUGCAAAUCUAUUUAUUAAAUAUACAUUCCCAGCAGUUGUCAAUGAUCUACCACAGACUGGAAAAACUAAAUUAAUUGCCGGAACUGCUUCGCCGGAUUUCGGCGAAUCGAUUAUGUUGAAUAUUGGAAGUGGAAAAUCAAGAAAUAGCAAACUACAGAGAACUUUUAAGAGAGGAGGUCUCAAGUUUGAGGUAUUCCAAAAAGGUGGAUUCAUGCGGAGCGACAAACUUUUGGGCACUUGUGAAUGGAAAUUGGAGAAGCUGGAACAUAGUGCUGAAAUGGAAGAAUCACUUCCAUUGAAGGACGGCCGUAAAGCAGUUGGUGGUCUCUUGUCGGCGAAAGUUCGAAUUCGUCAACCAAUUGGUGAUGCAAAAGCUCAACAUAUUGCCCAGAAAUGGCUCAUUUUAGAUAAUUAAAUGGAUUCUUUCUACUUGAUUCGAUGUUUUAAAUGUGUUUUUUUUUGAAUAUAAUAUAAAUAUUUGGUUUAUCGGAAGAGUUAA